GUUCAUCGAAGACGGAAGAGAAAAUUCGAAGAAUCCAAAUCAGUGUUUCCUCUUCUCUCUUUGCUAAGCCCUUUCAGCUUUUUGGUUCUCCAAUGGCUUCGAGCAACGCGGCUGCUGGGGUUGAUAAUACGUUUAGAAAGAAGUUCGAUGCGGAAGAGUUCAAGGAGCGUGCUCGUGAACGCGAAAAGAAGGAGUCAGAUCGGUCUAAAUCUCGGUCUAAAGGUCCUCCUGUGCAAAGAGCCCCUUUGAAGCAUAGAGACUAUCAUGUUGACCUAGAAUCUCGUCUGGGCAAGACACAGGUCGUUACACCGGUAGCGCCUCUAAGCCAGCAGGCCGGUUAUUUCUGUCGCGUCUGUGAAUGUGUCGUUAAAGACUCAGCAAAUUACUUGGAUCACAUAAAUGGGAAAAAACAUCAACGGGCACUGGGAAUGUCUAUGCGGGUGGAGAGAUCGUCACUUGAACAGGUCCAGGAGCGGUUUGAGGUUUUAAAGAAGCGGAAAACGCCAGGAACUUUCUCUGAACAAGAUCUAGACGAACGCAUCCGGAAACAGCAAGAAGAAGAGGAAGAAUUAAAAAGGCGACGUCGAGAGAAAAAGAAAGAGAAGAAGAAAGGGAAGGUGAUAGAAGAGGAGCCUGAGAUGGAUCCUGAGGUUGCAGAGAUGAUGGGAUUCGGGGGAUUUGGAUCUUCGAAAAAAUCAUGAAUUUUUUUUUUUUAAUCACCCGUAUCUGUGUUCUAGCGUUUUUGAUCCACAACUUUGUAAUCUAAAAGCAAAUGUCUUGAGAUAUUGUUUCAUUGUGCAAGAAGAGGAAUUUGUAUCAUUAAAGUAAUUGGUGCGAUGACAAAUUUGAACUAUGUCUUAGGAGUUCCCUUUGAACAAUGUAUGGUUGGAUUGGUUC
This is a messenger RNA of Capsella rubella, 897 nucleotides long. RefSeq names its product zinc finger matrin-type protein 2. Gene Ontology annotation, molecular function: nucleic acid binding; zinc ion binding. Gene Ontology annotation, cellular component: U4/U6 x U5 tri-snRNP complex; spliceosomal complex. The transcript is spliced from 10 exons. Bases 93 to 701 code for a protein of 202 amino acids. Gene Ontology annotation, biological process: mRNA splicing, via spliceosome. NCBI's taxonomy places the organism in Eukaryota, Viridiplantae, Streptophyta, Magnoliopsida, Brassicales, Brassicaceae. The record is from RefSeq and is a predicted model, not a curated record.